Molecule: messenger RNA, 3013 nt
Organism: Lepus europaeus (European hare)
Lineage: Eukaryota; Metazoa; Chordata; Mammalia; Lagomorpha; Leporidae
Gene: ZNF48
Product: zinc finger protein 48
Exons: 3
Coding region: 163-2052 (629 amino acids)
Biological process (GO): regulation of transcription by RNA polymerase II
Molecular function (GO): RNA polymerase II cis-regulatory region sequence-specific DNA binding; DNA-binding transcription factor activity, RNA polymerase II-specific
Source: RefSeq, a predicted model, not a curated record
GGGCCGGGGGAGAGGCAGGCGUUCGGCCCGGGAGCCCGCAACAAAGCGGACGCCUGGGCGGGUCUGCCGGCGGGGGGCUCCGGGCUUAGGCGCUGGGCAGUGUAGGACCCGGGAUUGGACGAGAGGCAGACCGAAGGCGGAGCCGAGGGCGGCGAGCGGGCGAUGGAGCGCACCGAGGAGCCUUGGGACCCUGAUCUCCGCGACCCGGAGGAGGAGGAGGAGGAGGAAGAUGGGGAGCAGCUGAGGGGCGCCCGCACAGGUCUGGAGAGUGAGAACGUGGUGGUCUGUCAGCCGGAUGAAUUUGAACAGACUUCCCAGGAUGAGGACUUGGAAUUCAAGGAAGAGGAGGAGCUAGGCCCGGGCCACGAAGUGGGAAGUGCCGCUCUGAAACCCGAAGGCAUCGAGAGCUGGGAUGACUUGUGGGUCCAGAGAGAGGGGCUGGGAAAGCCUCAGGCUCGGGACCGAGGCCUCCGGAUGCUGGGCGAACCCCGCUGGGGCCAGACCAGCGGGGAUCGGGCUGCGGUGUGCGGCGAGUGUGGCAAGAGCUUCCGGCAGAUGUCCGAUCUGGUGAAGCACCAGCGGACGCACACCGGGGAGAAGCCCUACAAGUGCGGGGUGUGCGGCAAGGGCUUCGGAGACAGCUCGGCCCGCAUCAAACACCAGCGAACUCACAGCGGUGAGAAGCCCUACAGAGCCCGGCCACAGGCCCAGGGUCCCCCAAAGAUUGCUCGGCCCCGGAUCCCCGCCGGCGAGCGCCCCACCAUCUGCGGUGAGUGUGGCAAGAGCUUCCGGCAGAGUUCGGACCUGGUUAAGCACCAGAGGACACACACAGGCGAGAAGCCCUACAAGUGCGGCAUCUGUGGCAAGGGCUUCGGCGACAGUUCCGCCCGCAUAAAGCACCAGCGGACACACCGCGGGGAGCAGCCCCCCCGGCCUGUGGUCCCCCGCCGGCAGCCCUCGCGGGCGGCCCCGGCAGCCACCCCGGGAUCGAAGGCCCAGGACAAACCAUACAUCUGCACCGAUUGUGGCAAACGGUUCGUGCUCAGCUGUAGCCUCCUGAGCCACCAGCGCAGCCACCUGGGGCCCAAGCCCUUCGCCUGCGACGUGUGCGGGAAGGAGUUUGCCCGCGGCUCCGACCUGGUGAAGCACCUGCGGGUGCACACGGGCGAGAAGCCUUACCUGUGCCCCGAGUGCGGCAAGGGCUUCGCCGACAGCUCGGCUCGGGUCAAGCACCUGCGCACCCACAGCGGCGAGAGGCCGCACGCCUGCCCAGAGUGCGAUCGCACCUUCAGCCUCAGCUCCACGCUGCUGCGUCACCGCCUCACGCACAUGGAGCCUCAGGACUUCAGCUUCCAAGGCUACCCCUUGGCCGCCCUGAUCCCCAGCCCGCCCCCACCUGCUCUUGCCACCAGCCCGCUGCUGACGCCCCGCAGCCCCUCGCACUCAGGGGAGGGGCCUUUUGGCCUGCCGGGCCUGGAGCCGGAGCCUGGGGACCCGCAGCCCGGGGAGCCGCCGCCGCCACUGGCGGGCGACAAGCCCCACAAGUGUCCCGAGUGUGGCAAGGGCUUUCGUCGGAGCUCCGACCUGGUGAAACACCACCGCGUGCACACGGGGGAGAAGCCUUACCUGUGUCCCGAAUGCGGCAAGGGUUUUGCUGACAGCUCGGCUCGAGUCAAGCACCUGCGCACCCACCGCGGCGAACGCGCCCGGCCGCUACCGACGCCGCCCACUCUCCUGCGGCUGCAUAACCCACCUGGCCUCCUGGCGCCGCCAGCCCCUCGUUCCCGGGUCCGGGCCCAGACCUCUGGACCCAGCCAGCCCCACGUGUGCAGCUUCUGUGGGAAGGAAUUCCCGCGGAGCUCAGAUCUGGUGAAACACAGGCGCACCCACACCGGGGAGAAGCCAUACAAGUGCGCCGAGUGCGGCAAGGGCUUCGGAGACAGCUCGGCCCGCAUCAAGCACCAGCGCGGGCACCUGGUCCUGAGGCCCUUCGGCAUAGGGGACGUUCGGGCGAGGCCCCUCAAGGAGGAGCCGCCCACAGAACUGGAGUGACCGGGAAGACCAAAGGGAGCGCCGUCUGCUGCCUAGGCGCAGCAGAGGGCCUGGGAGGUGGUGGGAGGGAGGAGGAGGGGGAGGCAUGGGAGACAGGAGCGACUAGGUAGAAAUCGAGACUGGACAGCGUAACCUUGAAGCUCAGGAAUCGGUCCUGGCUGGGCUCAGUCAGGACCUCGCCAGUGUGGGCUGUGCCGCAGCUUCUAGAGGGCCGCCUGGCUCAGUUGGCACUCAGUAAACACUCGCCUGGGGACGCCAGACCCUGAGUUCCUGCUGCCUCUUACCUGUCCAGAACUGACUUCUCUCCGGGAGACCAAAACCCUGAAGUAGGCUCUGUGCGACCUCAGGGCUGUAACGAUGGGACUGGAGGAACCUGGGGAGCCGCAGUCGGGCAGGGACGCCUUGAUCUUCCUGGUGGCGGGGGAAGCUGUGUGGCCCAGGCGGUACCCACCCCUGACCCAGGGGCCACGGGAUCUGGUCUUGACCAGGAAGCGCACCCUUGGGACAGGGCUCAGGCCUGAGUGACCUGGAGGAGCCUCAGCCCACCCUGGCUUCUGGACCGUGACAGCAGGCACGGCGUUCCUGGCACCCGGUGCCGGGCCAAGCACAGAUCUUUGUGGGCAACAGCAGGGAUCAGCUGGCCGGAAGAGGGAGUGCGGAGCGGGGCAGCUCCAAGGUCCGCAGACAUGUUUUCAUUGUCUCCUUGCCAAUAAACUGCUUCUUGUCUGAGGGCUGGAUGUGUGUGUGUGCGUGUGUGCACAGGGGCACCUCAGUAAGUUCAUGGACAAUGGUGCAAAGUUUUGGAACCCAUAGGUUUGUGUGUGUGGGAGGCGCAUUUUCAUGAAUUUUUUGAAGACCCUCCUUUGCGCGGAUCUCAAGAAUUUUGCACACCAAAACGUCUUAAUUGCAACUUCCCCACGAAGGUUUUGAAGCAACCCCGCACACAUCCAUGGCAAGAGUC